AAGCAAACAUGCCCUAAAUUCCUCUACCUUGAAUACAAAGACUCGAGGGAGUGAAUAGUGUUACAAAUCCUGAGCAGCAUGCCUUCUCUCUCAUCGCUUCUCACUUUGCAGCCUAUCGCAAUUGCUCGUUUCAGCCCUAGAAAGCAUCAGUAGGAGAUGAAGUUCAAUAUCGCGAAUCCUACGACGGGUUGCCAGAAAAAGCUCGAAAUUGACGAUGAUCAGAAGUUAUGAGCAGUUUUUGACAAGAGGAUCUCACAGGAGGUCAAUGGAGAUUCCUUUGGAGAGGAAUUUAAGGGUUAUGUUUUCAAAAUCAUGGGAGGCUGUGAUAAACAAGGAUUCCCAAUGAAACAGGGAGUGUUGACUCCUGGCCGUGUCCGUCUCUUGCUCCACAGAGGAACACCUUGCUUCCGUGGAUGUGGUAGGCGUACCAGAGAGCGGAGGAGGAAGUCUGUACGUGGGUGCAUUGUCAGCCAAGACCUUUCUGUCCUGAACUUGGUUGUUGUGAAGAAGGGAGAGAAUGAUCUUCCUGGGCUUCCCGAUACUGAGAAACCAAAAAUGAGAGGUCCAAAGAGGGCAUCAAAGAUUCGUAAACUCUUUAAUCUUUCAAAGGAGGAUGAUGUUCAAAAAUAUGUCAACACAUACCGUAGAACAUUCACAACCAAAUCUAGGAAAACGGUCAGUAAAGCUCCCAAGAUACAGAGAUUGGUUACUCCUUUGACUUUGCAGAGUAAAAGAGCAAGGAUUGCGGAGAAGAAGAGAAUUGCCAAGGCCAAGGCUGAGGCAGCUGAGUACCAGAAGCUCCUCGCUGCCAGAUUGAAAGAGCAGAGAGAGAGGCGGAGCGAGAGCUUAGCCAAGAAAGAUCUAGGCUUUCUGUCGUUUCUAAGCCAUCCGGUUCUGCUUAGGUCCACUCGCGCUUGAAAAUUCUAAAUUUUGUCGAAAAUGGAUAUAAUUAGCAGUUAUAUUAUCUGGAUUCUAAUAUGUUUCAUGACAAUGGCUGUUCUUCUAUAGUGCCUCUCAAGACUUUUCUAAUCCAUUGGUUUAAUUAUCAAUAGAUAUUUCGAAAAUUUGCGGAAGACGAGCCUGGCAGUAAAUAUCCAACAGUUUGAUCUAUUUUUUGAUUUUAGGUAUGCUUUUUUCAUGGUUAAAUGCCGCCAGUCGUGUUGAUUGUUCUUCUACUCAAGUCCACAAUUGUCUCGGAUCAGAUCUUGAAUUUUCAACCAAGCUACGGUGAAGGGUAUUGGUUAUUUCUUUUGGCAUUCAGACCGUGCUUUGUUUGGUCCUUGUUGGGAUGGUGGGGCUGAACACUUUGCACAUAAUUGGAUCAGUUCACAUAAUUGAAAGGAUCAGUUGUUCUUAGAUUCCACUAAACGAGUACAACUUUUGAGGAGUACUUAAGGUAAAAUAGACCAUUACCUAGUGUAGAUCAUGUUAUCAAUCAUA
Messenger RNA from Cornus florida, 1440 nucleotides. Its product is annotated as small ribosomal subunit protein eS6-like. Gene Ontology annotation, molecular function: structural constituent of ribosome. Lineage: Eukaryota; Viridiplantae; Streptophyta; Magnoliopsida; Cornales; Cornaceae. The transcript has 6 exons. Bases 313 to 918 code for a protein of 201 amino acids. Gene Ontology annotation, cellular component: ribosome. The record is from RefSeq and is a predicted model, not a curated record. Gene Ontology annotation, biological process: translation.